GAGGCCCACCUGAGGCCCCCUCCCUGAUCACCGAAGAAGAGGCUGUAGGAGCCACAGCUGCCUCCUCCCCCUCCCUGCUGCUGCCGCCGCCGCCACCACCGCGGCUGAGCCUGAGCCCGCAGGUUGUCUUGGCAACGGGAGGCGGAGAGGAGAUGCGCUGAGGGAUGGAGGUGUAUGUCACCAAGGAAGCUGCCGUGCUCCUGCCCCACGCCCCAGGCCCUUGAAGGCCCUGCACCCAGCCAGCAGCCUGGAGAGUCCCCGAGGGAUGAGGGCGCCACAGCCCAGUGGAACGCCGUUUCUGCUCUCGUGGCCCCGCGCGCGCAGCGCCCAGGAGCCGGGCAGCGCCUGACGCCUGUCGUACCCCCUUGCGCACAGGGCUCGGCGAGUGAUCGGACCAGCCAGCUCCCUGCUGCAUGGAACGGCUGCAGAAGCAACCACUUACCUCCCCUGGGAGCGUCAGCUCCUCCCGAGGCUCCAGUGGUCCUGGCUCUCCCUCCAGCAUCGUGGCCAAGAUGGACCAUCAGGUGCUGGGCUACAAGGACCUGGCCGCCAUCCCCAAGGACAAGGCCAUCCUGGACAUCGAGCGGCCUGACCUGAUGAUCUAUGAGCCCCACUUUACCUAUUCUCUCCUGGAGCAUGUGGAGCUGCCCAGAAGCCGGGAGCGCUCGCUGUCACCCAAAUCCACGUCCCCCCCACCAUCCCCAGAGGUGUGGGCAGAGAGCCGGUCCCCUGGAGCCAUCUCUCAGGUUUCAGCCCCAAGAAGCACUGGGACCCCCCGGACCAGCCUGCCCCAUUUCCACCACCCUGAGACCAGCCGCCCAGAUUCCAACAUCUACAAGAAGCCACCCAUCUAUAAGCAGAGAGAGUCCAUGGGAGGCAGCCCUCAGAGCAAGCACCCCUAUGAGGACCACAUCAUCGAGUCAUCCAAGUUCCCUGCGGCCCAGCCCCCCGACCCCAACCAGCCGGCCAAGAUCGAAACUGACUACUGGCCAUGCCCCCCAUCGCUGGCCGUUGUGGAGACAGAAUGGAGGAAGCGGAAGGCAUCACGGAGAGGGGCGGAGGAAGAGGAGGAGGAGGAAGAUGACGACUCCGGGGAGGAGAUGAAGGCUCUCAGGGAGCGUCAGAGAGAGGAACUCAGUAAGGUUACUUCCAACUUGGGAAAGAUGAUCUUGAAAGAAGAAAUGGAAAAGUCAUUGCCUAUCAGGAGGAAAACCCGCUCUCUGCCUGACCGGACACCCUUUCAGACCUCCCUGCACGCAGGCACGUCUAAGUCUUCUUCUCUCCCCGCCUACGGCAGGACCACCCUGAGCCGGCUACAGUCCACAGACUUCAGCCCGUCUGGGAGUGAGACUGGAAGCCCAGGCCUGCAGAACGGAGAGGGCCAGAGGGGGAGGAUGGACCGGGGGAACUCCCUGCCCUGUGUGCUGGAGCAGAAGAUCUAUCCCUAUGAAAUGCUGGUGGUGACCAAUAAGGGGCGAAGCAAGUUGCCUCCAGGUGUGGAUCGGAUGAGGCUUGAGAGGCAUCUGUCAGCAGAGGACUUCUCGAGGGUAUUUUCCAUGUCUCCAGAAGAAUUCAGCAAACUGGCUCUGUGGAAGCGGAACGAACUCAAGAAAAAGGCCUCUCUCUUCUGAUCGCCCCACCCUCUCUGUGACUGCCCCUCACCUCUGCUGCUUCCGGGCUCUGAGGCUGGGGUCCCAGACCCCAAAGCAUCGUCUCUUGAGGGAGCAGGGAGUGGGGCAGAGGCAGGGUUGGCUCCAUUCCCCAGGUCUAGGGGGAGCCAAGCCCUCUGCAGUGCCGCAUGUGGGACACAGCUUUCUUCCCCAUAAUGAGCGGGGCCUCCUCCUCCCAUCCCCAGUCCUCACUGCACAGGGCAAACCCAGUCUGGACUCCAGCACACACAGAGUUACUGUUUGCAGCCUACCCCUGCCCCCGCCCCCAGGAAGGUCCCCAAAAGAGAGUGAGGAGAAAGAAACCUGGCACUUAGUGGUCAGGCUGUCGGCUAUCUUGACCAGUGGGUGGAUGGGAGGAGGUGAGUGGGAAGCAGGCAUGCAGGCCUGGAGGAGAGCCCCAGGACCCUGUGUGCCCCAGCACUCCUCCUCGCCUCACCUGGGACAGCUUCCCCGCGCCUGGGCCUCCUGCUUCUCUGACUCUAGCAGAGCAGGCUUGAGGUCAGCCUCCACCAGGGAGGCCAGCCUGCCCUCCAACUCGCCCUGUCCUCUCCUUGUGACCCCCAAGCUUCGAAGCCUCUUGCUCAGCCCUGCGGCUUCCCCAGAACCCUUGGCUUGGAGUGGAGAUGUCGCCUGCACAAACCCAGCCCACCAUCAGCCUCCAGGCCGUCAGCUAGGCUCCCACCUUCUAGCACUCAGGGCCCGGGCAGAACCCAGGCCUCCAGGCUCCCGGGGAUGGGAUCAAGAGGUCAGGCUGUGUCCUGGCUACCAGGUCCCACCAUACCCAUGCACCCCCACCACGCUCUCUGAAGAAUGUAGUUUAUUGGGGCCCCCCAGCUGCUUCCCCCACCUGACUCUGCCCCACCUUAAUCACCGUCCCCGCUUUUCUUCUCUACAAAGACAUAUGUGUAUAUAAUUAUAUAUAUAUUUUUGUCUGGGUCUGGGUUUUGUUCCUGCCCAGACCCUGGCAUCCCUUUCCACUAUAUGUGUGUGAUAAUGCUGGGGGAGGGGGACUCUGCUUGGAAUUAAAAGGUUGCAUUGAGUCCCCAAAUCUAUUUGUUCUUUAUGAGCCACCAGAUCCCGGUGAGAGGAACAGGUGAUGCCA
Messenger RNA from Ceratotherium simum simum (southern white rhinoceros), 2772 nucleotides. Lineage: Eukaryota; Metazoa; Chordata; Mammalia; Perissodactyla; Rhinocerotidae. The record is from RefSeq and is a predicted model, not a curated record.